AUGGAGAACACCUUGCCCAAAUGGUCGGUGGAGAUAACCUCAACCUUCACUGCGGCGCAAGUCACCAAGACGCUGGCGGAUGUGGCCUCCAACCUCUCGGCGGUGUACUUGGAGCUAGGCCGGGCGCGGGACGCCUUGGACCACGCGAAGAUGGCGGUGGACAUGGUGCCAAAGCACGAGAAGGCGCUUUUUCGCGUGGCCAAGGCGGCCUUCCUGCUGGGGGAUUUCGACCAGUGCCAAGAGCGCCUCGAUGUGCUGCCGGAGGAUCCGGCGGUGAAACGCUUAGCUGCAGACCUCGAGCGCGCCAGGAACAAGCACGCCUCGAAGAGCAAGAAGCUGGGGGCGGCGCUCCUGGAAGCUGCAGGGGAAGGACGGGAGUACGUUGAGAAGCCGCCGCCGGAGGAACUCCCCACCUUCUUUCAGGAGAUCGUGCAGUCUGUGACGCCGACCAAGAAGCAGGUGAUCCUCCUUUGUGUUUUGGCGGUGAUUUCACUCUCCGCGAUGUUUCUGGCGCCACGGCGCUACCUGCCUCAGGCCGUGAUGAUGUCGCUGUUGUGCUCAACCCUGGUCUUCGCGGUUUACACGGCCCUCACCAUGGAGGAGGAGGACAAAGAUGACGCCAAGAAGACCAAGUGA
Messenger RNA from Effrenium voratum, 636 nucleotides. NCBI's taxonomy places the organism in Eukaryota, Dinophyceae, Suessiales, Symbiodiniaceae. The record is from the annotation of a GenBank genome assembly.